AUGUCCAGCGCCGCCGUCAUGCCCUCGAGUUCCUCAUCCGGACCGCUCACGAGGAGGCCCACCACUGGCAGCCGCCGUGCCAUCCUUGCCGGCAUCGAUGCCUCGGCCGCCCGCUUCGGCAACCCCAUCCAGGAUCAGGACAGCCACGCCCACCCCGUUCCCAUCUCCAACACCGACGCCCUCUUGCGCUCCCGCAAGGCGUCUGACGCCUCCAGCAACGCACCGAACUCCAACCAGACGCCCGCCUAUCCUCGUUCUAAAUCCUCGUCGUCGCUGUCUCAGCCCAAGCCCACCUCAAAGGCACCCUCCAUCUCCUCGCAGCGCUCGCCCUCCAAGGGCGCCACCCGCGACAGGUCCAUCAGAGCCUCUAGCUCGCCCCCAGAGGAUGGCGCGUACCGCUCCGACAGCCUCCUAGCGCCUCCGGAUUCCAGUGGUCGCAGCUGGAGGAGCGGCGGCGGCAUGAGCAUUCGCCGCAGGCCUUCCAACCUCUCCCAAAAUUCCCUCAGCCAGGAUCCGGACCAGUCUGCUGCCGCCGACGACAAUCGCUCCAUCUCCUCUCGCAGGUCGUCCAAAGGAUCUGGCUUCUCGAACCUCUUGCGCAGGCGCAGCCGCACUGCCUCCGCUAGCAACGGCUCCCCUUCGGACGAAGCUGGCAUCGCCUCUGCUGCCGGAUCGGACGCAGCUCCUGCACCUUCCCGGCUCAGGACCUUUAGCGGCACGGCGCGCAGGAUGAGCCUCAAGCUCGACACGCGCAAGAGGACCCCAAGCGUGUCUUCGCUCUUUGGCCCCGACAAGACUGGGAACGCCAGCCCAGAGAGCGCCGACCUUCCUCCCCCUGUCCCAGCUCUGCCCGAGGCCCUGCGAGCUUCUGGGGGACCAGUUCGGAGCAACGAAGAGGGCAACACGGCUACGUCCGAGGGGUACAAGACCGUGCAGUCCCCCGAUGGCGGCUCCUACUCAGCCUCCCCUCGCUCGCGCAGGUACAUGCGGCAGCGUACAUCGCCAUCUCCUGCUCAAGAAGCGCCGGGGACCGGCUUCAUCGAUCCCUUUGCCAAGGCCGACGGCACGCUCGCACGCGCUCGAAGCAAGAGUCAGGGCAAGAGCGACGGAGCUUCCCUGGGCCGUCGGCAAGGUAGCGCUGACUCGACGUCCAAGAACGGAGCUAAGGCUGAUGCGCCGGUGUCGGAUGACGGCAGCGAGGAGAGCGAUGCGCCUCAGCCGGCGAUAAAUGAUUCCCUCGUUGGAUCGGCCGUAGCGGCAGCCUCGUCGGCUGCCGCGGGGGUGGUCGGCGCCGCCGGCACGCUCCUUGCGAAAUCCAACGGUGAUGCCAGCGCUGACCAAGGCGAUGCCCAACACUCGCACAUCUACAGCGACGAGUCCUCGGACGAAGAGUUCUACGACGCCGAGCUCGCCAACAUCACCGAAGGCAGCGAGGAAGAAGAGGAUCUCGAGGAUGACGAUGGUCAGAGUGCAGAGGAUCAGGGCGCCGUGGCCGGUCGCGAGCACAAGCAAGCCAAGAACGCCGCGCUAGCGUCUCCCAGAAAGGGCAAGGGCAGUGGCCAGGUCGGGAACAUUGCCGGAUCGAGCUACAAGCCGCGCGGUACCGCUUCUGCUUCCCGACGGGCCGGCGCUGCGACGGCGACGGCCGGCGCCGAGCAGGUCAUGACCCCCGCCGACGCCAAGGCCAACGGCGAUAUCCCUCGGCACGUACGGGACAAGGCCGCUCGGGUCGCACAGCUCGGCGUAAACGACGUCAAGCUCACCGCGGAAGAGCUCAGGGGAGACGUCGAAGUGGCGCGCAAAGCGCUGCACCUCUUCCUCAACUCGCGCAUGAUCGAGGCCGAGGAGAUCGUCGCCGAACACGCCGACACCAGGCUCUACUACGCCCUCGGCUACGCCAUUAUUGCUACAAUCAAAGGCUUCAUGACGUUUGAGCCUACCGAUCUCGCCAGCGCCAUCUCGCUCUGCAAGGAUUCCCUCAUCAUCGCCAACAUGCUGCGCAAGCCCUCGAGCUCGGUCGCCAACUUCGGUCGCUUUGUCCGCGGAACCGGCCAGUCACCCUCGACGCUCGCAGGCAUGGACACGGUGCAGAAGCACGCCGAACUGGUGUACGCAGAGUCGCUGCUGCUCAAGGCGGUGCUCGGCAUUGUCUACGCUGGCGACUUUUUCGCGUUUGUCUCCGAGGCCCUCAAUAUGCGGAACGCCUACGGCAUCUACCGCAGCCUGACAAAGUACCUCGAGUGGGCCGACGAAAAGGGAGCAACCGAGGGCAUCGACGAGGACUUCCGCUCCGGCGUCUACCUCGGCAGUGGCCUGAUCAGCAUGAUCCUCGGCCUCCUCCCGGGCAAGGUCCUCAAGAUCAUGGAGGUCUUUGGCUACACGGGAGAUUGCAAAUGGGCACUAAAGACGCUCAGCAAGGCCGGCGGCUGGAGCAUGGACGCUGGCGUCAAGAGGCCGACGAUGCCCCAGAGCGAAGAGGGCGUCCGCCGUCAGAUCUGCGACAUGGGCCUGCUCCUCUACCACCUCGUCAUCUCCACCUUUAUCCCCGUCAACGGCGUCGACAUUGGCUUCGCCGACAAGGUGCUGCACUACAACCUCAAGAGGUACCCGGACGGCGUCUUCUUUCUCUACUUUUCCGGGCGCCUCUACUCGACGCAGGCGCUCUCGGAAAAGGCCGUCAAGCAGUUCGAGACGGCGCGCGACGUGCAAAAAGAGUACGUCCAGCUCAAGCACAUCUGCGUUUGGGACCUGGCCCUCUGCCACAUGUCCCUCUGCGAGUGGCAGCAGGCCUACGAGAACUUCAAGAUCAUGGCCGAGGAGAACAACUGGAGCAAGGCCGUCUACAACUAUGGCCGCGCCGCCACGCUCUACGAGAGCGCCCAGGGCCAGGACGCCUCCAAACUCGAGGAUGCCGCCGAACUCUUUGGCAAGGUGCCAGGCCUCACACAGAAGAUCGCUGGCAAGUCGAUUCCGAUGGAAAAGUUUGUCGCCCGCAAGGCGAAAAAGUUCAACGCGUACAACCGCCUUCUGCUCCCCGGGCUCGAGUUCAGCUACGUCUAUCACUGCCUCUCCAACGCACCCCGCUUUGUCCUGGCUGACGACGCGCUCGUCUUGGUGAGCGAUGCGCUCGCCGAGCUGCACGACGUCGAAGACCCCUCGCGCUAUUACUCAGGAGAGGAAUACUACGACGACCUCGCCCUGGCCCACUUCCUCCGCGGCGUCUGCCUCAAGUUCAUCGCGUACCCCGAGAAGCACAGCAAGGUCCGGCCGCAGGAGAGUCCUAUCCCCGAGGACGAGGCGGCCGAGCAGGCCGAGAUGAGCUUCAAGACCGUCCUCGAACACGGCGCCAAGCUCAGAUUGGACCACUGGCUAGUCUACUUUGCCCACUACGAGCUCGGCCGCCUCUACGCCGGCAUGGGUCGCACCGCCGACGCCAAGGAGCAGCUCAACCUCGUCCUUUCGCAAAAGACCCUCGAGGAUCGGGGUCGCAAGGGCAAGUACAGCCUUCAAAACAUGGUUCACCUCCGAGCCAACGGUGCGCUCAACGCCCUCGAGGGCAAGUGA
This is a messenger RNA of Pseudozyma flocculosa PF-1, 3564 nucleotides long. RefSeq lists its product as uncharacterized. NCBI's taxonomy places the organism in Eukaryota, Fungi, Basidiomycota, Ustilaginomycetes, Ustilaginales, Ustilaginaceae. Gene Ontology annotation, cellular component: nucleus; cytosol; mitochondrial outer membrane. Gene Ontology annotation, molecular function: protein binding. The coding region runs from base 1 to 3564 and encodes 1187 amino acids. The record is from RefSeq and is a predicted model, not a curated record. The transcript has a single exon.